AGUGCACGGAUUUCAUGCACUGGGCCUCUAGUAAGUAAGUAAAAGACCAGGGCAGUUUUUUUGUGGAAUGUCCUAUCUUCUGGACUUAGCUGAUUGUUUCCUCAUGAUGUGUUUUAGCUCAUUCCUCAUUCCCUCAGAUCUUCUGUAAACUGGAAGUUAGGUCUAAGUGCCUGAUUCAGUUCAUUUAGGUCAAACAUUUGUGCAGGACUACUUGCAAGGUGACGUGUAAGUCAUAGGCGCCACAGGGUAAGUCAUCCGGGGAAGCGCGCCAGCUCGUCCCUCUCAGCGAGGCUGGUUUGGGCACUGGUUGAGGUGGUCACAGGUCUCCCUUAUCAAGGCACAUUAGGAAGCACUAACCCAUUGGGAAGUACUUUGGCUUCGUGGGACUAUCCUGUCCCCCAGCACCUCGUGGCUUUAGCAUCCAGUAAAGACCCUUGUCGUAUCAUGAGGAUGUUUUCCUAAUCUGCUGCCCCUCCCGCACUUACUCGCCACUCUUCUUCUGUGACCCCUGGACUGUGUUAUUGUUUGAAUAUGUGUGGGAUCGUGUUCACAUGGUUUCUGGGAUUUAAAGCUGCCUCGGAGCCCGCAUGCCCGGGUGGAGGAGGCUGCUCUCGUGAGGGCGGUGCCCGCCUGGCAGGCUGGUGGGGCACUGUGGCUGGCUCUUCACAGCCCUCUGAUCCUUCCGGGAAUGGCAACAGAAGGAAGUCCCAGCCCCAACAGAGCAAAGGAAAUGGCCUCCACCUUUAACCUCAGAGCUCUCCACGGGGUGCCGGGGUGACUCCCAGCCCAGGACCCUCCUCGCCACAGCUCGUGCCCAGCAAGCAGCCAGGGAGCUGGCCCAGCCCUGCCUACGACUUUACUAGCCUUAUUAUCCUAAACAUUUUAUUACCUCGUUUGCCAGUUAAAUUACUCAACCCCGCCCCUUCUUGUGAGCUCUGUGUGUACCUGUUUUUCACCUCCGUGUGUCCCUCGGAGUGGAGCGUGCCGUCGCCUUGCUGGCAGUGUGCCAGGCCCUCGCCAGGCCAGCACUCACUACACGGAGCACUGCUGUCUCCCUUCAGGUCCUCGUGAAGUAGACAUUACAUCCGUGCUUUGCUUUUCCUUUGGGUCUUAGAGCCUGGGGGUCAUUUCUAGCUCAUUCCUGUCGCUGCGUGAAAGGGCCCGGGGGCCACGGGGCUCUGUUGCGAUGGACUUUCAGCGGACACAGUCCUGAUGGCAUUGACUUCCGGCGCGUGUGCACUCGCUCCAGCCUCGCCGUGGCCCGUGUGCCCCUGCUGCCCUCUGUUGCCCUCUCCCGACUGCUCCGUGCGGCCAGGAUCCACAGCAGAGCAAGGUCCGCCCUGCCUGCCCCUCGAGCGCUUCCUCUCGCUGCCACUUUACGUCUCGCUCUGCCUCUAGAGCUCGGAACACUCCUGGAUUUGGAGCCAGGCUUCUGCACUCUCUCCUAGACUUUCUGGGUGUUGUGCUCAGGGUCAGGACUUGCAGCAUAAUGCUUUCGCUCCGCCCACUUAGGAAACCUUGGAGGAGCAGGAGCCCCACCUGUGAGCAGAGGCCUCUGAGCCCAGGACCGAGGACAGCAUGGCCACGGCAGCGCCGCUGCGCAGCCUGGAGGAGGAGGUGACCUGCUCCAUCUGCUUGGAUUACCUGCGGGACCCUGUGACCAUCGACUGUGGCCAUGUCUUCUGCCGCAGCUGCACCACCGACAUCUGCGCCACCUUGGGGGCCCGCCCCGCCUGCCCCCUCUGCAAGAAACCUUUUCAGAAGGAGAACAUCCGCCCCGUGUGGCAGCUGGCCAGCCUGGUGGAGAACAUUGAGCGGCUGAAGGUGGACAAGGGCAGGCAGCUGGGGGACGCAGCCCGGGAGCAGCAGGACGCGAGGCUGUGCGAGCGGCACCGGGAGAAGCUGCACUAUUACUGCGAGGAUGAUGGGCAGCUCCUGUGCGUGCUGUGCCGGGAGUCCCGGGAGCACAAGCCCCACACGGCCGUGCUGCUGGAGAAGGCCGCCCAGCCCCACAGGGAAAAAAUCCUGAACCACCUGAGUGUUCUAAGGAGAGACAGAGACAAAAUUCAGGGCUGUCAGGCGAAGGGAGAAGCUGAUAUCCUGGCUGCGCUGCAGAAGCUCCGGGAGCAGAGGCAGCACGUCGUGGCCGAGUUUGCGCAGGGCCACCAGUUCCUGCGGGAGCGGGAGCAGCACCUGCUGGACCAGCUGGCCAGGCUGGAGCAGGAGCUCGCCGAGGGCAGGGAGAAGUGCCAGGCCAGGGGCAGCGGGGAGCUGGCCCGGCUGGCGCUGGUCAUCUCUGAGCUGGAGGGCAAGGCCCAGCAGCCGGCCGCAGAGCUCAUGCAGGACACCAGGGACCUCUUGAACAGGUACCCACGGAAGAAGCUUUGGCUCGGGAAACCCAUUGUCCGGGUGGCUAAGAAAAGGACAGGAGAGUUCUCGGGUAAACUCGUGUCUCUGCAGCGAGGCCUGCGAGAAUUCCAGGGGAAGCUGCUAAGAGACUUGGAAUAUAAGACGGUGAGUGUCACCUUGGACCCGCAGUCGGCCAGCAGGUCCCUGCUGCUGUCGGAGGACUGCAAGUGCGUGACCUACAACAGCGACCUGUACCACUGCGCCUACCUGCACCCCCAGCAGUUCGACUGUGAGCCGGGGGUGCUCGGCAGUAAGGGCUUCACCUGGGGCAAGGUCUACUGGGAAGUGGAGGUGGAGAGGGAGGGCUGGUCCGAGGAUGAAGAGGACGGGGACGAGGAGGAAGAGGGGGAAGAGGAGGAGGAAGAGGAGGCUGGCUAUGGAGAUGGAUACGACAACUGGGAAACAGAUGAGGACGAGGAAUCAUUGGGGGACGAAGAGGAAGAAGAGGAGGAGGAAGAAGAGGAGGAAGUUCUGGAAAGCUGCAUGGUGGGCGUGGCCAGAGACUCUCUGAAGAGGAAGGGAGACCUCUCCCUGCGGCCGGAGGACGGGGUGUGGGCGCUGCGCCUCUCCUCCGCGGGCAUCUGGGCCAACACGGACCCCGAGGCCGAGCUCUUCCCGGCAGCGCGGCCCCGGAGAGUGGGCAUCGCCCUGGAUUACGAAGGGGGUGCCGUGACUUUCACCAACGCCGAGUCGCAGGAGCUGCUUCACACCUUCACCACCACCUUCACCCGGCGCCUGGUCCCCUUCCUGUGGCUCAAGUGGCCUGGGACACGCCUCCUGCUGAGGCCCUGAGCCUCCGCUGCCUGCCCGGGCCCCCACCCACGGGGCUCCUCGGGAAUUCCAGGACUGAAGGGGGAAGGAGAUGCCUGGCCCAGCACCUGAAGGAGGGAGAGGAGGGACCCCACGGCCGCUGCUGCUCCCCCUACACUGCAGGGCGCCUCUUCCCCGCCUCUGGAGGGCCUCUGCACACUUCCCACCUGGCUCCUCCCCUCCCUCCUGCGGCCUCUGACCCAGCCCUGCACUGUCUUUGCUGAGUGAGAGGCCAGGCAGCGCUUUCUUGCCCAGCAUCUCAUUCCGUGCCACAUGUCCUUGGGAAAGACCAGCGGACUGUUCCACCCCGACCACUCCUGUCCCCUGAUCCCAUAGCUUCCCCUCACCCCGUCCACUCUGCUGCCUUCCCUGCCGCCUUACAGAGCUGCCCCGGCACAGAGGGAAACAUCUAGGAAAAGGCUGCAAACGCACGGAAGGAGAGGCAGCGAGGCCUCCCUGGCAUUGGACCCCGGCGCCUGGCGGCCAGCGGAGGUCUCCGGUGUCGAGGGCAGAGACCACUCUCUCUGGAGACCAGGGCUGUGCGUGUGCGGUCCAGACGGUGUAGGUGGGGCUCCUGCAGCCACGGGUCUCGGGGAUGGUCUACAUACCUUGGCUUUGGGAUGACACUUGUGACCAGUGGUCAGUAAGUGACCUCAUGGGUUGGUCCUUGUGAGGAGAGUUUUUUUAAACACCCACGAUAUCAUGCUCUUUGUGGUCCAUCUGAAAGCACAGGGCGAAUACCCCCCUACCCCAACCCCACCCCCAGCAGAGCCUCCCCUGCUGCAGGGCUGGGCCAGCUUCUCCAGUGGGCACUUGGCUCCCGCUCCACCCCUCAUCCUCCUGGCACGGGCUGGGGAGAGGCAGGCAGUGGGCGUCCACAGGCCCACGGGCCUUUAUGUCAUGAGAGGAAUUAAAGCAAAUCUGCCCACAGACCCAACCCAGGUCCCAGCCUAUGUCCAGGCCCCAUAGUACCCACAGG
Molecule: messenger RNA, 4198 nt
Organism: Myotis davidii
Lineage: Eukaryota; Metazoa; Chordata; Mammalia; Chiroptera; Vespertilionidae
Gene: TRIM26
Product: tripartite motif containing 26
Exons: 8
Coding region: 1579-3201 (540 amino acids)
Molecular function (GO): zinc ion binding; protein binding
Source: RefSeq, a predicted model, not a curated record